Messenger RNA from Talpa occidentalis (Iberian mole), 5400 nucleotides. It is a transcript of the gene ZNF541, whose product is annotated as zinc finger protein 541. NCBI's taxonomy places the organism in Eukaryota, Metazoa, Chordata, Mammalia, Eulipotyphla, Talpidae. Gene Ontology annotation, molecular function: transcription corepressor activity. Gene Ontology annotation, biological process: negative regulation of DNA-templated transcription; regulation of transcription by RNA polymerase II. The coding region runs from base 496 to 4584 and encodes 1362 amino acids. The record is from RefSeq and is a predicted model, not a curated record. Gene Ontology annotation, cellular component: histone deacetylase complex; transcription regulator complex. The transcript is spliced from 17 exons.
UUCUUUCCUACCCCCCCCCCAGGCCCCAACUGCCCCCUCGCAGCUCCCCAGCUCGCGCGCCGUGGGCCCUACCCGACCUCCGCACUUUCUGCAUCUCGGCCUUGCAUUCCCCUUCCAGGCUCCUUCUGCUAAAAAUCCUCUUUCCUCCUGAAUUGUUGUAUUUUAGGGGACCCAGUUUUGUCUCUUUUUCGGAUAUUCGAGCAAAACCAACGUCUCUCCUAUUUUCCUUGAUUACCCCCUCGCCCCCUCCUUUUAGGGCAGAAGAAGUUGGAUGAGUGUCUUGAAUUUACCAUCACGUCUUCCAAGAGGAAAUACCCAAUGAUCUGUCACCUGAACCCCCCUCUUUGUGGGGCCUAAAUUGAACCCUCUUCUUCCCGGGAGAUUUAUUCACUUGCUUUUCUGGAGUUCUAAACCUCAAGAGCACUUUCCUCGACUCCUUACCCAGCCUAGCUCCACGGGAGAGAGCUCUUGGUUACAACCUGGCAGUAGAAAGCCAUGGACCAGUACAGCUUGGGGGAUGAGGGCACCCUUCCAUCAGAGAUGCAUCUCCCUUCGUUUUCUGAGAGCCAGGGGCUCAACUGCAGCGACACCCUCAACCGGGACCUGGGUCCCAGCACGCGAGACCUGCUGUACUCUGGCCUGGGUAGUUUGGACCUGGAUCCCAGCCUUCCAACACCCGACGUGCCUAGUGAGGCACUGGAGGACAACUUAGAUGCCCUGUCCCUGUACUCAGGAAAGGACAGUGACUCCGUGAAGCUGCUGGAGGAGUAUGCAGAUCCGGAGUCUCAGACUUCCUUACAUGAACUGGGACUAGGCUCGCUUAAGAUGCCUAAAGAGGCUGAUGAAGGAGGCAGGGCUGCCUCUGGGAGUGCGAGGAAAGGAAAGCGGCAGCACAGCUCCCCUCAGAACCCACUUCUGGACUGCAGCCUCUGUGGGAAGGUGUUCAGCAGCGCCAGCUCUCUUAGCAAACACUACUUGACGCACAGCCAGGAAAGGAAACACGUUUGCAAAAUCUGCAGCAAGGCCUUUAAACGUCAGGACCACCUGACCGGGCACAUGCUCACCCACCAGAAGACCAAGCCCUUCGUGUGCAUCGAGCAAGGCUGCAGCAAGAGUUACUGCGACUACCGCUCUCUGCGCCGCCACUACGAGGUCCAGCAUGGCCUGUGCAUCCUGAAGGAGGCCCCCUCAGAGGAAGAAGCCUGCGGGGACUCCCCCCACACCCAUGAAGCGGCUGGUCAAGCAGCAACUGGUGGUGUACGGGCCCUGGUCUCCCCGGAAGCCAGGUCGCCCGGCUCCCUAUUACCCAACCGAGACCUACUUCGCUGUAUCGUGAGCAGCAUCGUCCACCAGAAGAUUCCUUCUCCUGGCCCAGCCCUGGCAGGGCCUUCAGACAGCAGUGAAGGGAGGAACGUGGCCUGUCCCUGCCCACCCUCAUCAGGGUCCUGCACCCCAGCCAGUGUUCCCAUGGCCUCAGGAACCCUGGGCCCUGAAGUUCCUGAGGAACCCCAUCCCCUGUGGAAGGAGUCAGCAGCUGAUGGGCUCACCACUGUCCACUCCAGGGCAGCAGAGAAUGGCGGCCCUGAGCGAGCAGAGUCGGAGCCUCCCCUGCUCCAGCUCCCAUCCACCCUGGAAGGCUGGCCCGAGGGCAGCCCUCUGCCUGCCUGUCUGCCUCUGUUCCGAGGCCAGACAGUUCCUACUGGUCCACAGUCUUCUGGCCACAACUUCCAGUGGCUCCGAAACCUGCCAGGCUGCCCCAAGAGCAAAGGGAGCAAUGUGUUCGUGGUCCACAAGGCCCCUGGCGUGCCACCCCGUGAGGGCUCUGAGUCUGGCCCCGCGCCCAGCAGCGCCUCUCCUGAGGGGCAGCUCUCACCCAGGUCCGGCCCCAGUCUGGAGGACUCCCUUCUCUUACCCCCCACACACCUGAAGGCACCCGGGGAGGCCUUGGGAGACCCUAGAUAUGCAGGUGGGGAAGACGCCAUGUGGGCUUCUAAGAAAAGCAAGUUUGACUGCGACUCCUUCUCCUGGCAGAACCCGGGGGAGCCAGGGCUCCAGGAUGCCCAGAAGUCCAGUGGGCUCCCAUCGGAUGCCACACCGCUCUUCCGGCAGCUGUUCUUGAAGUCUCAGGAGUCUCUGAUGAGCCAUGAGCAAAUGCAAGUGUUCCAGAUGAUCACCAAGUCCCAGCGAAUCUUCUCCCAUGCCCAGGUGGCUGCGGCUUCCUCCCAGCUGCCUGGGCCGGAGGGCAAGCAGGCCACCUUGAAGCCACUGCAGGGGCCGUGGCCUCCGCAGCCCCUGCCACUGACUUCUUUGGCUGAUUCUCUUCAUGCUGAUCCUGGAAACCCAGAGCUUGAGGGAUCCCCGGCCCGCCGGAGGAAAACCACAUCUGCGUUUCCCAAAGAGGCUUCUCCUGGCAGCAGCUGGCGUGAUGCUAAGGGAGGACCAAAAGUGGGCCCUGCUCCACCAUCCCUCUCAGCGUCAGCUCUGGACCCUCCCGGGAAUCCCAACAUCUCCUCUCUGGCCAAGCAGUUGAGAUCCAUGAAAGGGACCUUGGACCUGGGGGACAUCUUCCCCUCCGGGGGCCCACGGCAGGCCUUGUUGGGUGGGGAUGAGCCACCAGGCACCCAGCUCCCUGGGAAGCAGGCCCAGGCUGAGAAUGGCUUGGCCUCUGGAACCAUGAAAGGUGAAAAAGGCACAGCAUGCUCCCGGGGAGGAGGUUACAGGCUCUUCUCCGGCAACCCCAGGGCUCAGCGUUUCUCAGGCUUCCGUAAGGAGAAGGUGAAGAUGGACAUGUGCUGUGCGGCUUCUCCCAGCCAGGUAGCCAUGGCUUCCUUCUCCUCUGCCGGGCCCCCAGUGGAUGCCCCCCGGGACUCCAAGUCCAAGUUGACGAUACUCAACAGAAUCCAGGGUGGAAGUAUCUACAGGCUUCCCCAUCAGAUGAAGGAGGAGAGCGUGGCAGGAGGAUGUAGCCAGCAAAAUGGGGUCCCUCCAGACUGGGUGGAGUCAAGGAGCACUUUUGUCUGCAAGAACUGUAGCCAGAUGUUCUAUACGGAGAAAGGACUGGGCAGCCACAUGUGUUUUCACAGCGACCAGUGGCCAUCACCCCGAGGGAAGCAGGAGCAGCAGGUGUUUGGCACAGAGUUUUGCAGGCCAGCAAGACAGGUACUGCAGCCAGAGGGGGAUGGGCAGAGCCCCCUAGGAGCCAAGAAGGCCUUGGACAGCACAGCCACAGCCUCAGCCUCUUUGGUGAUCCCUGUGGCUCCAGCCAGCCGGCCCCUGGGGAACUCGGCCAAGGGACAAGAGAAAGACAGGGAGGAGAGAGACAUCAAGGACAGCAACCAACAUAGAAAGCGGAAGAAGCGGUCCCAGCCCAAGUCACUGUUCCUUCCUCCGGCACCAGUGACGAUUGGGGAGCCAGGUCCGGGAGGAUGCCACCAGAGCUGCCUGCGGUCCCCAGUGUUCCUAGUGGACCACCUCCUGAAGGGAUUGUUCCAGUGCUCUCCUUACACACCACCCCCCAUGCUGAGCCCCAUCCGGGAGGGGUCUGGGCUGUACUUCAACACUCUGUGUUCCACAUCUGCGCAGGCUGGGCCUGACCAGCUCAUCAGCACCGUGCUUGACCAAGUGGAUGGCGCUUUUGGCAUCUGUGUGGUGAAGGAUGACACCAAGAUCAGCAUUGAACCACACAUCAACAUAGGAAGCCGGUUUCAGGCAGAGAUCCCAGAGCUUCGGGAGAGGUCGCUGGCCGGAAUCGAGGAGCAUAUAGCAUCUCUGGUCUGGAAGCCGUGGGGAGAUGUGAUGACUAACCCAGAAACACAGGAUCGAGUGACCGAGCUCUGCAAUGUGGCCUGCUCUAGUGUGAUGCCGGGUGGGGGCACCAACCUGGAGCUCGCUCUGCACUGUCUGCACGAAGCCAAGGGCGACAUCCAGGUUGCCCUGGAGACCCUCUUACUCAGAGGACCCCAGAAGCCUCGGACUCACCCCCUGGCUGACUACCGCUACACGGGUUCAGACAUCUGGUCGCCCAUGGAGAAGAGGCUAUUUAAGAAGGCAUUCUGUGCCCACAAGAAGGACUUUUACUUAAUACACAAGACGAUCCAGACAAAGACUGUAGCCCAGUGUAUUGAGUAUUAUUAUAUCUGGAAGAAAAUGAUCAAGUUCGACUGUGGCCGAGCCCUGGGGCUAGAAAAGAGGGUCAAGAGAGAGCCAGAUGAGGCAGACAGGACAGAAGCGAAGGUCACUUGCAGCCCUCGAGAGAGACCCAGCCACCGACCAACUCCUGAGUUAAAGAUAAAGACCAAGAAUUACAGGAGGGAGUCGAUCCUCAACUCCAGCCCAAACUCAGGCCCCAAGAGGACCCCUGAGCCACCCGGGAGUGUGGAGGGCCAGGGUGUUUUUCCCUGCAGAGAGUGUGAAAGGGUAUUUGACAAGAUCAAAAGUCGAAAUGCCCACAUGAAGCGGCAUCGGCUCCAGGACCAUGUGGAGCCCAUUGUCAGGGUGAAGUGGCCUGUGAAGCCCUUUCAACUGAAGGAGGAGGAAGAGGAUGAGGAGGAGAUAGGGUCAGACAUUGGCCCCCUGCAGUGGUGAUUCCCUAGUGGGAGCAGAAACAAAACAAGUCUCUCUUCAUCCUCUCCAGAGUACCUAGGGUACCCCUCUGCUUCCCCCCUUCCCAUACCCCAUUGGGCAGCUUACUUUGCAGAUAAAGCGGCAUUUGACUGUGAAACAGGCAGGAGAAGAACACGGUUAUGGGAUCCCCAUUCCGGGACCACCGAGGCCCAUUACCAGCACCAGAGGCUCUGUUCUCUUAGUUAAUAGUCUUUCAUCUGUCCCAGUUCCACUCCUCAAUGGGCAGGGAGGCUGGAGAGGGAACAGGUUAGAUCUGGAUAGCUCUUAAAUCUUCGUCUAGGUUUGGGGGUUUGGUUACAUGUGUUAGAUAAGGCCAAGACAUAGAGAAUCAGUGGGAAGAUACCUUCAGAUCUCCAGCAUUUGGGGGGGGGUUCCUCCCUAGGGGUCUCUCUGCAUUCCAGUUUCAGUCCCUAGUCUUGCAAAGACUUGUACAUUGUUAGGUUUUUUUGUACACCUCUACUUGUAAAUCUUAUUAAAUUGGGUUCUUGAGCCGCUGUCCUCUGGUUUCCCUGACCCAUUGAUCCAGCUGAGUAGCUCUGACCAGUUGCUGGAGCCAUGGAGAUGAGUAAGCUCUGGAGGAGCUAGGGGCCUGGUACAUUUGUUCAGCCAUCAUUUAUGAAGCAUCUACUAUAGCCUGUGCCAGACAGUGCCCCCUUCUUGCCACAGGGAUCAGUGAUCUGUGAUGGGCAAGCCCUCUCCUCCCAGGACUUACAUGUUAGGAGUAGAAAUAAGUGAACGUGAUUUAGAUACUGAAUGUGGGUAUGCUUUUGGCCAUAA